CCAUCAAUUUCAUUUUCGUUUUUUGGUUUUAAUUUCUCUUUACGAAAUCAUGGAAUCGGAGAAAGAGAUGGAGAUAAUAGGCAAUAUGGCAAGUUGCUUGAUUCUUCUGUCCAACUCUACGUCGAACCAAAACGACGACGUCGGAGGAGGUCGCGUCUUCACAUGCAAGACGUGCAACAAGGCGUUCCCCUCUUUCCAAGCCUUGGGCGGCCACCGUGCGAGCCACCGGAGAUCAGCGGGGAUGGACGGUCACGCACCACCGUCGCCGAGGAAGCCGGCGACGCAUGACUGCCCCAUCUGCGGGGCGGAGUUCGCGGUGGGGCAAGCCUUGGGCGGUCACAUGAGGAAGCAUCGCGUUGGCCGGAGGACCGGAGAGGACACGACGGCGUUGCAUGGAUCGCCGGUGACGAUGAAGAAAUCCGGCGGAGGCAACGGUAAGAGGGUUUUGUGUUUGGAUUUGAAUCUGACUCCGUCAGAGAACGAAAAUCUGAAGUUGAAGCUUGGCAGGAUGGUUUUUUGACUUUGACCUUUACACACACACACACGUAUUAUACGUUUAUCUCUGUGAAUUAAUUAUUUGGUUGUCUUCAAUUUUGUUUUAUGGGCCGUUGAUUAGUUUUGUAUACAUAAAAUUUACACCGGUAACGUAAUUAUGAAAUAUAUGAUGUGCGUAGAUACAUAAAUAAAUCUUGUUUUCCCGGUUUAGAGAAUUACAGUGUUUACAGUUUUAAUUGUUUUCACAUUAAUAUCCGUUUUGCAAAGUUAUUUUCUUGGGAGAAAAAAGUUAGGUUUUCCAAAUAUGGAUUAAGUCAUAAUCUAAUACGAAGUCAAUGUUUGGUACA
Molecule: messenger RNA, 842 nt
Organism: Tarenaya hassleriana
Lineage: Eukaryota; Viridiplantae; Streptophyta; Magnoliopsida; Brassicales; Cleomaceae
Product: zinc finger protein ZAT12-like
Exons: 1
Coding region: 50-520 (156 amino acids)
Biological process (GO): response to chitin; response to stress
Source: RefSeq, a predicted model, not a curated record